AUGGUAAACCUCGAACAGGUUGCGCAGAACAAGGCAUUUGGUGGCUCGAUCACCAAGUACAAAUUCGUAUCCGACGCGCUCGGCGGGCUCGAAACGCAUUUUAAUUUGUUCGUUCCCGAGGGUGCGAGUUCGUCUGCCAAGGUCCCGGUGGUCACCUACCUCGCUGGAUUAACAUGCAACGAAGAUACCGCACCAUGGAAAGCCGGUCUCCUCCUCCCAGCAUCCCAACAUUCGCUCGCGCUUCUUUUCCCAGACACGUCCCCGCGAGGCGCACAAAUCCCGACCGAAGACGAUUCAUGGGACUUUGGAACCGGCGCCGGGUUCUAUCUCAACGCGACGGCCGAUGCGUGGUCCAAGCACUACAACAUGGAGAAGCUGAUCACGUCCGAGAUUCAGCGCGUGUUAAAGGAGAACGAGCAGGUUGGGGGUGUUGGAUUUGGAGCGGCAGAGCGUGAUGGGUCAUUCGAUGGAGCUGCGAGUGGAUUUGCGCCGAUUUUGAAUCCGACCAAGUGUCCGUGGGGAGACAAGGCAUUCAAGGGAUAUUUGAAGGGCGAAUUGGAAGAAGGCAAAGCACACGAUGCGACUGAGCUCAUUGCCAAGGCCAAGGGCAAAAACGUGCAGAUUCUAGCUGACUAUGGUACGGCCGAUAAUUUCUACAAUUCUGGGCAGUUGCUGCCCGAGAACUUUGUGGCUGCUGCCAAGCAGGCUGGGUUUGGGGAUAAUACGGUGAGCGUGAGGGAACGUGCGGGGUAUGAUCACUCGUAUUACUUUGCAUCCGAAGGCCCUCGUUCGCCGGUGUCUGAAAAGGAGAUGGAGUUGUACUAUGUAGAGCAAGAGCGGGUGGAUAUGCAGCGACGGCUGUCGAAGCGACAGAGCCGGGGAAAGAGCUGGCGACAUAGUUUUAUGCGGACGGAUGGGGAGAAAAAGAAGAAGAGGACGAGCCAAGGAGAGAGCGAUCACGACCACGACCGAUCGCCCUCGCCCGGCGCUGUCCCUAGCGAUAGGCCUGACCCCUCGCCCGCCCCCGCCUUAGCGCCACCGGCGAAUCCGCAGCCCCGCAAGGCGCAGAGCGGACGACGACCGGAUUCGAUGACCCCUCCGUCCUUUGUCGCACGUGCCCCGCCCCGAUACUACAACCUCCACCUGCUCUCUGCCAGCGCCCGAGAACGCCUCCAACGUGAGCUUGCCCAAUCAUAUGCGACCCAGCGCUUGCCCUCGCUCGUCUCCUCUGGCUCCGUUUUUUCCGGCGUCGGCUCUGGCCAUGUCGGUGGCAGUGUGCGCUCGUCCCUCUCUGUCCGUCGCCCGAGUGUGCUGGCCAUGUCGCCCCAGUUUGGUGGCUCUGCAGGCAUGGCUGGCCUCGAGACCAUCACGGCCUCUCCUGCCUCCACUGCCGGUCCCCUCAACAGCCCCUCGCUCGACCCCAUGAGUGCUCUCAACGCUGGUCCCGCCGCUUCCCAUCGCCUCUCGACUUGGCUCAAGCGACCCCCUGCCAGUCCCCAUACGUCCAUGCAGCCACUCCCCGCCGACGCAACAGAUCUCAUGGACGGCACAGACCCCUUUGGCGGUGCCUGGCACCAUUCCAGUCCCUACGACGCCGGAGAAAUGGUCGGUGGAUCCCCCCAUACCCGCUCCUUGGCUGGCCCCUCGAGCGCACCCCGCAAAGGCCCCUCCCCGCUAUCGCAGUCCACUUCCGCCAUCAACCUCGCAGAUCCCGAACCACCGCUACCCGAACCCCCUGGCUCCCCCGAUCUCUUGAGCGGCCAUCGUGCCAAACGAAAAUUAAGCAAGCGGCGUUCGACCUCGGCUAGUCGAGGCGGUCUUACUUCCCUCUUUACCCGAAAAUCCAGCGUCGACGAGGACAAUCCCGACCCUGCUGGACGUACAAGCGGACUACGUGGGAGGUCCAGACCCCCGCUCUCCCCCUCCAGUCAGUCCCUUGCCCAAACACAGGGAAUUGCCUUUCCCACCGAUGCAACACCAACCACAACCGAAAAACGCACUCGUCGCAAGCUCAGCAAACGUGGUCGCUCUACAUCCCAGUCCAGCGCUGCGAGUCUUGAUUCAUCUCGGAGCAUCGAAACCCCGAUCCAUUCCCAAUUCGCACGAGAGCUCCCUCGACGGCCCGGCCGCGACAUCGAAAUUGUCGAACUUCCGUCUGCCAAGUUUCCUGCUCAGAUUCCCCAGACCAAGUCUCCCACUGCGUCACAGCGUAGACCCUCGUCGUCGCAGAGACCCCCCUCGGCCUCGUUUCAGCAUCAUCGUCCGCCAUCGUCCCAGCACCAUUCCGCACCGGACCCUCCCAUGUCUCCCAUGUCUCCUCUUCGAGGACCUGCUCCGCCGUCGGUCACCACCAAUAAACCCCACCGCGAGCGCAAAAUAAGCGCGGCCUCGAUCAACAGCUUUCUCUCUCGCAUCACCUCGCGCGACAAGGACAAGGACAAGGAUAAAGACAAGGACCCCCCGCGCUCUGCGUCCGUGCAAGACACCCGCAAAGUCCCCCCUCACAAGCUCCUCAACCACGUCGGAAAGGACCACAAGUCUGGGAAUGUGUUUACUCGCUUCGCACGCAAGUUGAGUCUCAUCCGACGACGCUCGGUCGACGUCAUGGCCCACCCCGAAAACAACUCGUCCAGACCGUCGUUUACGGUCGAGCGCAAGCCCGUCACGGUCCAGCCGGGUCUACAGAGACGAGCGACCAUGGACACGACGCACUCUAUAUACCGCGGGCCUCUUGGCGACUCGCACCCGGCUGCGCAAUCGAGCACGAACCUUGCGUACGCACAUGCACACACUCGCUCGCCCUCGUCGCACCAGGAGCUCUUUUCGCCGCUCGAUCCCCAGCUCCGGUCGUCCCAGCUGAUCAAGACGCAGCUUUCCCCUCCGCCCCGGAUUCCGCCCGAGAUUGUCCCCGCGGGGGAUGCGAGGGACCGAACGUCGUGGCAAUCGUUGCACCGAAAAGUCUCUACCGAUCCUCAUCCCUAUCCGCAUUCUCACCCGUACUCGCAUCCACACUCGUAUUCACAUUCACAUUCGCACUUGCAUCCGCAUCCGCACCCGCCCCAUAUAUCGACCGACGACCUGUUGCCCCCACCCGCGCUCGCCGACCCGGACAACAAACACCCCGACUCGCCGCACUCGAUUCCGAAAUGGGGCAUCGCGACGCCCAAGCCUCAUGAUGGCCCGCUCUUGCUGGGUAACGGCAGCGCCGAGGAGGAAGAGGAGCCCUCGCCGAUUGGUGUUUUGGCCGUGGUUAAUCCUGAUUUGGGCAGCGAUGGAGAGGAGGAUGGGGUUGGUAAGGAGGUUGCUGUGUAUGCUGGUGGUGGUAAAGCAGGAAGCAGGGGAAGUGGAGGCGCGGUGGUGUUGGGGAGGAGAGAGUCUGGGUAUGGUGCUGGGAGAGGCGGCAAGAGGGAGUCUGGGUACGGAAAUGAAGUGGCUAUCUAUGGGCAGGAGAAGGAGGUUGCUAUCUACGAAAAGGAUCCUCCGGUGGAUAACCUUCAAAUCCUUAGAGCCCAAUUAGAGGCUGUCACCGCGACAACGAGUCCCGAAGCCAAGCGAAACAAGGAGUUGCCCGCCAGUCCUGAAAAUCGACGCAAUCGCGAGUUGGCUACUAGUCCCGAAGGCCGGAGGAUGUUGCCCGAUUCCGCAACUGGAAUUGGGCCUGGGUCCGGGGCGAGAGGAAGGGAAGGAACGAAACCGCUGGUCGUCCGAAAGAAUGCUUCCCAUUCGAGGUCGACGUCGCCCGACUCGUCUGGGUGGGAGUCGCCUGUGAAGCGAGGUGAUCGAGAGUCUUUGUUGAAGAGGGCCGGCCGGGAGUCGCCUGUCAAGCGCAACGGCCGGGAGUCACCCGUCAAGCGCAACGGUCGGGAGUCGCCUGUUAAACGGAAUGGGAGGGAUAAGAGGGAUGGGUCGCCCGUUAGGCCUGUUCGGCGGUCUGAGCCCUUGAAGGAUCAUAGUGCGCUCAACGGAGCGGACGUGCACCAAUCUCAUGGUUUCAGACCGGUCGGGAUGUCGGCCGCAAUCGGGUCUACGACCUCGGUGGAUGCGAUUCAGGGAGACGAUGAUGCAGGGUCUGGUGCCAAGGAUCCGACCGCACGCCAAAGAAUCCUACGUUCCCGCGCGAGCACAGACAGUCUAGCUAAAAUCCACCCUGUUGCGGUUAAACCUUCACUCCCAAAGAUCCGUGCGCGCGUGGUAUCGAACCCCCAGCCCAUCGAGAUUUCCAAGGAGAGUUCGCCGGUCAAGGAGGAUCCGCCCGCUGUUGCUCCCGCUCCUACUCCAGAACGAACCAAGUCUUCGAAAACUCGGCCUCGCAGCGGACAUACGGGUCCCGAGUCGCGACAUUCGAUUUACGGUACAGCGACGUCCGAGUCGAGCGAGGUUCCUUCAAGCCCUGCUGGCCCGCGCAAACGCAUCUCGACGGCCGACCCGACGCCGGCGCCGAUUUCGAUCCCGUCCCGCCAUGCUCAUUCCAGGUCGCUCGAGGGUGCUGGGUCCAAGCUCGCAGAUCCCAAGCCCACCUCGACGCCGUACAUGACUCCUAUCACGGACCACGCGCCCCUCCACCCGUUCUCCGAAAAACCCGUCGAAUACCAGGGUAUUAUUCCUCCCCCUCCGCCCAUCAGCGUCAUGCGCUUCGAAACCACGUCCCCUCCACCCGGAAAGUUCGUCGACGGCCCGUCUAAGAUGGUUUUCCCCGACUCCAAGGGCGCGUGGUUGGACUCUCCGCCGCCCAUGUCCCCUCCCCCGAAAGCGCCGUACAUGAACGACGAGUUUAGCGUGUCGAAGGAAAAAUUGGCGGCGCAGGGCGAGUUCAAGAAGCUUCACAAGCGCGAGUCGACGGCUGAGAGCGAGCGGGAUCGGAGGCGCGCGAGGGACGAAGCCAAGGAGGAGAGAGCGAGGCAGCGCGCCGAGUGGGAGCGUGCCGAGUGGGAACGUAAUGAAAAGGAACGGCUGGAGCGUGUGGAGCGCGAUCGGCAGGAACGUGAGCGGGCGCGGACGGAACGGGCGGAAAGGCUCGAACGCGAGAGGAGAGAGCAGGAGCGGCUCGAGCGUGAACUUUUGGAGCGUCAGCGACUCGAGAGGGAACGCGAGCAAGAACGCUUGGAACGCGAGCGGCUUGAGCGCGAACAAGCCGAGAGGGAGCGAGACAAGGAGCGAGAACGUGCCGAGCGGGAGCGUGUACGUAUGCUGCAGCGUCAAAAGGAAGAGCAGGAACGUGCGGAACGUAUUGCUCGCGAACGAGACCGUGAACUAGUUGAAAAGGAGCGUCAGGAGCGUGAGCGCCUGGAACUCGAACGCGAGCGGAUCGAACGCGAGCGGGUUGGAGCGAUGCGCCUGGAAUGGGAACGACUCGAGCGCGAGCGGCUGAUGGAAGAGGAAAUGCGUAGACGGGAGCCGCCUCCGCUCGUAAACACCAACAGUAGCCGCCGUAAUCGCCACGAAGCCGAUGGAGAACGCGAGGUCGUCAUCGUCGCAAAAGAGACCCGCAAGUCCAAGCGUCGCAAUCCUGACGACUCGCGCUCGACAUCCCCUACUUCUACCGCCCCGCCUGCCCCGCCCAAAGAGAACCAGCCGGCCCGCCGACAGCGUUCCCAAACUGAUGCGUAUGUGCCCCCGAUCGCAAGUGCACUCGCGCAGCCUGUCCAGCAGUCAUUCGAGGUUAUCGCCGGCGUGCCCGUUUUGCCUCAAGGGACCCACGUUGAGGUCGCGCAGCCGUUCCAGCCCCGUCCCACGUCGGUCAACACCAUCGAGGCACCCUCGCUCAAAGCUCGUGACGCUUGGGAGCGCGAUAGGCUUGACAAGGGGCAAAGUGUCUUAGUGCCUGGUGGCCAACGCGCUGUGAUCCCGGACGUUGGCUCGCCUCGACCCACACCCGAUCCUCGUCAACGACAGGCUUCGGCCAACAAGGGCCGAACACAAACUCCACUGGUGUCGCACUCUGAGCCCAUUGUUCCUGCACCCCCUACCGAGUACGGUCCUUCGCAUUCAUCCUAUUCGAUACCCACAUUUCCUACCUCACGUUCUCAUAAUCCUUUACCCAAGCCCCCUGCUAUCGACGGACCUUUCCCCCUUCACCGUCCUCCCGCGGUAUACUCCAAUCCGCACGGCUCGCGUCCGUCUCAAAGCCGGGCUUCAAGCUCUCGCAACCCUCUCCCAGAACCCCCCCGUGUAUCACCCUACCCUCUCCAUCACAAUGUUUCCCCUCCUCGUGGCAUCCCGCCUGGCGCGGUACGGUAG
Molecule: messenger RNA, 6237 nt
Organism: Rhizoctonia solani
Lineage: Eukaryota; Fungi; Basidiomycota; Agaricomycetes; Cantharellales; Ceratobasidiaceae
Exons: 12
Coding region: 1-6237 (2078 amino acids)
Biological process (GO): formaldehyde catabolic process
Cellular component (GO): cytosol
Molecular function (GO): S-formylglutathione hydrolase activity
Source: RefSeq, a predicted model, not a curated record